AGUGAAUGUGAAGCAAACAUGGCGGCGGCGCUUACGCUGAGGACGCGGGCAGCAGUGACAGCCCUGCUGAGUCCCACAGCACCGACGGCACUUGCUGUCAGACACGCAUCCAAGAAGACAGGUGGCAGCUCUAAGAACCUUGGUGGGAAGUCACGAGGCAAACACUAUGGCAUCAAGAAAAUGGAAGGUCACUACGUUCAUGCUGGCAACAUCCUUGGCACCCAACGUCAGUUUAGAUGGCACCCAGGCGCCCAUGUGGGACUUGGGAAGAACAAGUGCCUGUAUGCCCUGGAGGAGGGGGUAGUCCGCUACACAAAAGACGUCUACGUGCCCAAUCCCAAAAACUCGGAGGCUGUGAGUCUGAUCACUAGUCUGCCCAAGGGUGCUGUGCUCUACAAGACUUUUGUCCACGUGGUUCCUGCCAAACCUGAGGGAACCUUCAAACUAGUAGACAUGCUUUGAAGUCCUGUUGAGACCACUGGAUGGAGAUGGAACCCAGGUCACAGGAUCAAGUGAUGAUGGAAGUCAAGGAUCAGGGUGAGGACAAGAUCUCCACAGAAGAGGCUGGAGAGAUGGCUCAGAGGUUAAGUGCACUGACUGAUCUUCCAGAGGUCCUGAGUUCAAUUCCCAACAACCACAUGGUGGCUCACAACCAUCUGUAAUGGGAUCCCUCUUCUUGUGUGUCUGAAGACAGUGACAGUGUACUCAUAUACAUAAAAUAAAUAAAUACUUU
Molecule: messenger RNA, 733 nt
Organism: Grammomys surdaster
Lineage: Eukaryota; Metazoa; Chordata; Mammalia; Rodentia; Muridae
Gene: Mrpl27
Product: mitochondrial ribosomal protein L27
Exons: 4
Coding region: 19-462 (147 amino acids)
Biological process (GO): translation
Cellular component (GO): ribosome; mitochondrial large ribosomal subunit
Molecular function (GO): structural constituent of ribosome
Source: RefSeq, a predicted model, not a curated record